AUGAAUAGCAACAAGUUUGUUGUACGAAUAGCGGAUGCACUUUUUAAGUCAUCACUAGCCAAAAAUACUCCACCUGUUUACCCACAAAGAAUUAGACAUUUUGAAAUUUUACCCAAUGAAAAAUGGGUUAUAUGGGGUCCUGGAAAGAGCAAGUUUUUGAAUAUCCUUAGUAACAAAUAUAUCUGUGAGCCUCCAUUAUCUUUGAGAUUUGGAUUUUUAAUGGAAAGUUCGAACAUCUUGCCAAGAAUUGAACAAGUUGCUUUCAAGGGAGUUUUACCUACUGCUCAUUUAAGUGCCAGAUACGAAUACUUCAAAGAUGAUUAUGACCAAACAUGCAAACAGUUUAUAUUUGACAAGGCAAGCGGAUCAAAUGCUGUUUCUUAUAAAGUUGAAACAAACAAUCGUAAAAUAAACAUGAAACUGUACGAUGUUCUUAUCGAGAACUUAAAACUGAGCAGUUUGCAAGAUCAGUGGGUUAUGGGACUAAGUAACGGGCAAAUGAGGAGAGCAAGACUUGCUCGUAGCAUGCUCAAGGAACCGGAUUUACUGCUGAUUGACGACCCAUUUUUAGGGCUAGAUCCAAGUGCAACAGCCACUAUCUCACAAUUUUUAGCUAGGUAUGAUAAUAUGGAUGUAAACGGCGAUUGCCCAAUUGUCAUUGGCUCAAGGUAUCAAGACACUAUUCCUGCAUGGUGUACCCAUGUAUGUUGCGUUGAUCAACAAAGCGGUAUAGUGUUUCAAGGAUCGAUUAAAGAGCUCCAAAAUAAAGUUGAUGAAACCAAAUUAAUAGCACAAAGAGAAUUACGACAGUCCAGAAAAACGAGCUUUUCCAAAGGAGACGUUUCCAUCGAUGAUUUAAUUUGUGUACAUCCUAUGUUUGGAAAGGGUGAUCACGAAUUUAUCAAAAUGCCUCACGCUAUAGAAUUAGACGGGCUGAGCGUUUCAUAUAAAGGCGAAGCUAUUUUGGAAAAUUUGCACUGGAAAGUUCAACCUGGUUCAAAGUGGCAUAUACGAGGAGACAACGGUUCGGGUAAAUCGACCCUGCUAUCUCUACUUACUGCAGAACAUCCUCAAUCGUGGAAUUCAAAUGUUAUUGAAAACGGCGUUCCGCGGAGAACAGGUAAGACGAAUUAUUUUGACAUUAAUAGCAAAAUAAGCAUGUCAUCGCCCGAGCUACACGCAAUUUUCUUAAAAAAUGCUGGAAGAAGGUUGAAUACCCGGGAAAGUGUUGCAACUGGUUACCGUGAUGCCUCUUCUAAUAAUUUCUUACCAAUAUGGAAAUCUUUAGACAAGAGCGUCCAAAGCAUUGUCAACAUGUAUUUAGAAUAUUUUGGUUUGGAUCAGAUUCCUGAUAGUUUUUUAUUUGAACAAUUGACUGUAAGUGAUCAGAAACUAGUUCUUUUUGUCAGAAGUUUGAUCAAGAUGCCACAAAUAUUAAUUCUCGAUGAGGCGUUUUCCGGGAUGGAAGUGGAACCUAUGAUGCGUUGUCAUGAAUUUUUGGAAGAAUGGCCUGGAACAGUUCUCGUAGUUGCACACGUUGCCGAGGAAACACCAAAGUGUGCCCAUUACUUAAAACUCAUAUCUCCGGGAGAGUACGAAAUUGGUGACAUCAAUGAUAAUUAG
This is a messenger RNA of Saccharomyces kudriavzevii IFO 1802, 1623 nucleotides long. RefSeq lists its product as uncharacterized. Lineage: Eukaryota; Fungi; Ascomycota; Saccharomycetes; Saccharomycetales; Saccharomycetaceae. The transcript has a single exon. Bases 1 to 1623 code for a protein of 540 amino acids. The record is from RefSeq and is a predicted model, not a curated record. Gene Ontology annotation, cellular component: mitochondrion. Gene Ontology annotation, molecular function: ATP binding; ATP hydrolysis activity.